Lentinula edodes (shiitake mushroom) is the source of this 1359-nucleotide messenger RNA. RefSeq names its product Indoleamine 2,3-dioxygenase. Gene Ontology annotation, molecular function: indoleamine 2,3-dioxygenase activity; heme binding; metal ion binding. NCBI's taxonomy places the organism in Eukaryota, Fungi, Basidiomycota, Agaricomycetes, Agaricales, Omphalotaceae. Gene Ontology annotation, cellular component: cytoplasm. Gene Ontology annotation, biological process: 'de novo' NAD+ biosynthetic process from L-tryptophan. Bases 1 to 1359 code for a protein of 452 amino acids. The record is from RefSeq and is a predicted model, not a curated record. The transcript has 4 exons.
AUGAAUAGCACCAACACCCUCUUCCCCCUCCCCUCCACACACUUCCUCUCCCAACCACGACCUUCUGGAAUCGCGUCUCCGAGUAGCAGUAAUAGCAGUAAUAGUAAUCGUGUGGUGGUGGACACCACCACCCUCGCUGCACACGACUUUGAUGUGGAUCCACGGACGGGGUUUAUGCCCCCGCAUCCGCCGAUAGCGAGAUUGGGGGGAGUGGGAGGGGAGAAUGGGAAGUAUGGGAUGUACGAAGCCUGGGAAGGGAUAUUAGACGAAGCCUGUGCCGGGGCGUUUCGAUUAGGGAGAGAUAUCGGUACGGAGACGGGGGGUAGGGAGGAGAGGUGGAGGGGUCGAGUACGGGAGCUCCCGAUCCUGUCUAUAACCCCUCUCUUGGACUCUGAACCCCAUCUCCGCCGUGCCCAUCACGUGUUAGCGUGGAUACUGCAUUUCUACAUCCACACCCACGAGAGUGGUACUGAGGAAGUGCGGAUCCCUCCCCCAAUCACAUUACCCCUCCUCCGCGUCUCGCGGGAGAUGCACCUCCCACCUCUACUCACCUACUCCGACGAUGUCCUAUACAACUGGGGGUUAAACCCCCAAAACUCCUCCCUCCGUGUCCUGACGUCGUUCACCUCCACCGCCUCUGAAUCGCAUUUCUACCUCACCUCUGCCAGGAUUGAGUUGAUCGGCGUUAGAGCCUUGGGGUUGAUGCAGGAUUCCCUGGAUGAGUUGUUCGUCGGGGACGAUAUCGCGCGGACUCGGAUUACGGGGUUCUUAGGGGAGUUGGCGGGGGUGGUUGGGGAGAUGGAGGAGGAGUUGGGGAGGAUGUAUGGGGGGUGCGAUGUGGCGGUGUUCUACGAUGAAAUUCGACCGUGGUUUCAAGGUGAGAGUGAAGAGAAAAGAUGGGUGUUUGAAGGGAUCGAGAUGGAUCCGGAGUUGGACUCGUUGGAAUACCCAAAGGAAUUGGGCGGUCCGUCUGCGGGGCAGAGUUCUUUGAUCCAUGCGUUGGAUAUUUUCUUGGGUGUUGAGCAUCAACACCAUACCUCCGAUACCGACCCUGAUUCGACGUUUUUAUCGAGGAUGCAGCUAUACAUGCCCCGCCACCAUCGUAACUUUCUUUCUCAUCUCAGGGAACAGAGUCGGAGGAGGUCUUUGAGGGCUGCAUACAACUCCGCUGUAACCGCACUCAAGAAAUUCCGUGAUGCGCAUAUUGUUCUUGUUGCGAGGUAUAUUAUCGGCCCUGCUGCGCGGGCAAAGGGGAAUGGGGAGAAGGACAGGGAGGCACUAAAAGGAACCGGCGGAACACACCUCGCGCGGUUCUUGAAGAGUGUCAGGGAUAAUACUCGGGAUGCUGUUAUCCAGUAA